Messenger RNA from Priapulus caudatus, 753 nucleotides. Its product is annotated as protection of telomeres protein 1-like. The transcript has 6 exons. The coding region runs from base 1 to 753 and encodes 250 amino acids. Gene Ontology annotation, molecular function: telomerase inhibitor activity; G-rich strand telomeric DNA binding. Gene Ontology annotation, cellular component: nuclear telomere cap complex; chromosome, telomeric region. Gene Ontology annotation, biological process: regulation of telomere maintenance via telomerase; telomere capping. NCBI's taxonomy places the organism in Eukaryota, Metazoa, Priapulida, Priapulimorpha, Priapulimorphida, Priapulidae. The record is from RefSeq and is a predicted model, not a curated record.
AUGGAGACACCAGAACCUGAAGUUGUCAUCGAGACACCACCCAGUCCUGUUUCACCUAGUGCUAUUCCACACAGUCCUAGAGCGUUUACUUGGACCGGAAGACCGAUCAGAGAGGAGCGUCGUCCCCCAGCUAGAUUCAAAGACUUUAACAUGAGUGUGGAAGACAAUGACUCUGGCAUGACGUAUGUAUACACAAGGAUCAGCAACAUAAUGGCUGACACGAUUGUUAAUAUAUGGGGAGUUGUGAAGUACUACAGACCACCUCAGCGCUGCAGGGGACCAGAUAUUCAUAUGAUGCUUUCCUUGGUCGAUCCUUCCUGCAUUGAUGCGGUCAAAUUGAAAUGCAGCCUGUUCUGUCGAAACGAGGAAGCCCUACCCAAGGUCACGGAGGUCGGCCAGAUUGUGAGAAUGCAUCGAGUCAAGAUUAGCAUGUUUAACAACAACAUUCAGGCGCAGACCUCGGUCGGGUUUGCAUGUCUAGUAUUUACUAGCGGGAUCAACACGCCGCUCGUUCCGAAGACGGGAAGCAAGAGUUACACGUUCGGUGAUGCGGACAUAAAGAAGGUGAAGCAACUCAGGCGCUGGUAUGCAAGGGUGAGAAAUGAAGUGAACGAUAUUUCCAUGACGACGCCGAUGUCACUACGCUCUGUGAGGAAUGAUAUUUCCAUGACCACGCCGAUGUCACCAGGCUCUGUGAGGAAUGAUAUUCCCAUGACCGCGUACAGCGUGCGUGUCAUGCAUGUGCGACUGUAG